This is a messenger RNA of Saxophila tyrrhenica, 882 nucleotides long. RefSeq lists its product as uncharacterized. The record is from RefSeq and is a predicted model, not a curated record. The transcript is spliced from 2 exons. Lineage: Eukaryota; Fungi; Ascomycota; Dothideomycetes; Mycosphaerellales; Extremaceae. The coding region runs from base 1 to 882 and encodes 293 amino acids.
AUGGCCUUCCAACCCUUCACCCCCAAGCCGUCCACGGACAUCUUCACCAACUACGAAACCGACAUUAACCGCCGAGAAUGCCGCCGCACCGUCCCCAUGAAAGUCCUCGCCCUCGGCCUCGGCCGCACCGGCACCGCCUCCCUGCGCACCGCCCUCACCGAGCUGGGCUUCAAGGACUGCUACCACAUGAUGUCCGCGUCCGUCGAGAACCCGCCCGACUGCCUGAUGUGGUCUGACGCUCUCGCGGCCAAAUACGAUGGCGUCGGUACAUUCGGCCGCGAGCAGUGGGAUCAGCUGUUCGGGCACUGCCAGGCGAUCUGCGACUGGCCUUGCGUGGCUUUCGCGAAGGAGCUGAUUGAGGCGUACCCGGAUGCGAAGGUGCUGGUUACUACGCGUGAUAUCGACAGCUGGCACGCGAGUACGAUGAAGACGGUGCACUGGCGCGCGACGGAGCCGGAGCUCGCGAUGGCGGCGAAGAUGGGCGAUUGGGCGGCUGGGAUGUACAAGCCUAUGAUUACUAAAUUCUGGACCGAGUUCUGGGAAGGCGACUUCGAGAAGAACGGCAAGCGCAUCUACAAGGAAUACUACGACAUGAUCCGCUCCGUCGUGCCCAAGGAAAACUUGCUCGAGUACAAGAUGGGUGAGGGCUGGCAGCCACUGUGCGACUUCCUCGAGGUCCCCGUGCCAGAGGGCCAGAAGUUCCCGCGCACCAACGAUACCGACGGCUUCGUCGAGCGCUGCACCAAGCGCAACCGCAUGCAGAUGAUGAACUGCAUCUUCCGCUACUCCAUCUACGGUGGUUCCUUCGCGGCCGCGGUGUUGGGUGCUACGUUCACUAUUCGGAGGUUCUUUGGUGGGAGCAGCCGUAGCUCGUUGUUCUAG